UAUACGUCAUAUCCGGUCUUCUUCAACUGCUGUCAAAGCAGAGCUAGUUUAGCAUAGUAGCAGCUCCACUUGACUCUACAUUUUAACAACAUAUCAGCCGAUAGUUUGACUUUAAUACGACUUUAUAGAGUAUCUAAAGGUUUGUGAAUGUGGUGUUAAUUAGCAGUAUCUCCGCUGUAGAUUGUAGACUCUGAUAAUCUCACUUUAAAACAGCUAGUCGAGGCUAAAGCACGUUGUUUUUGUCAGACUAGCAUAAAAACUGGGUCAAAGAAAAGGCUGUCUGGUUUAUUUAGCACAGUAUUAUUAAGACAGAAACCCUCGCACUCAGGAUGCCAUGCCACAAUCAGCAGCUGAAUAAUGUCAAUAGUGGCCAGGAGCACCCAAUGAAGCAAGUACGGUUUGCUAAUAACAACAGCAGCAGCAGCAGCAGCAGCAGCAGCGGUGUGCCUGCAGUGUUGUCCAGCUCUGAUGCCUCCUUAGAGACUGACAGCCAGCAACACCUGGGACCUCAGCUCAAACUGCUCCCUCUGAACGACCAGAUCCGUGAAUUACAGACCAUAAUCAGAGACAAGUCAACCAGCAGAGGAGACUUUGUGUUUUGUGCUGAUCGAUUGAUCAGACUAGUAGUUGAGGAGGGAUUAAAUCAGCUCCCCUACUCAGAGUGCACUGUGACCACGCCAACAGGGUACAAGUAUGAAGGUGUCAAGUUUGAAAGAGGCAACUGUGGAGUCAGCAUAAUGAGGAGUGGCGAGGCCAUGGAGCAGGGUCUCCGGGACUGCUGCCGCUCCAUCCGCAUCGGCAAGAUCCUCAUCCAGAGCGAUGAGGAGACACAGAAAGCCAAGGUCUACUACGCCAAGUUCCCUCCAGAUAUUUACAGAAGAAAAGUGCUGCUCAUGUACCCCAUCCUCAGUACUGGGAACACCGUCAUCGAGGCGGUGAAGGUGCUGAUAGAGCACGGAGUCCAGCCCAGACAUAUCAUGCUCCUCAGCCUUUUCUCCACGCCUCACGGAGCCAAAUCUAUAAUCCAGGAGUUCCCAGAAAUCACCAUCUUAACCACGGAGGUGCACCAGGUGGCUCCGACACAUUUCGGACAGAGGUACUUUGGCACCGACUAAACGGAGGACCACCUGAGGAACAUGACCUGCAAAUUGUUUUGAGUAUAUUUUGUCUUGUUCAUUUAAAUGUAUCAUGUUCUCCGUGUUGUGCCAAAUACCAUUUCUUUAUUUUAAAAGUUCCUAAACUGACACAAAAUGAUUAAUCUGAUCGAUUGUAUUAAUUAUUGUGUUGUUUUUUUUUGCUGUGUAUACUCGCGAUAAAGAAAGAAGACAAUCCCAAACCAUAUAAACAGUUCAACUUGGAUCAUUUUAUUUUGCAUGUUACAACAACUGAUGGAAAAUAAAGAAUUUAUAUUUGUUAAAAGACAA
Sebastes umbrosus (honeycomb rockfish) is the source of this 1424-nucleotide messenger RNA. RefSeq names its product uracil phosphoribosyltransferase (FUR1) homolog (S. cerevisiae) (gene uprt). The transcript has 7 exons. Bases 330 to 1115 code for a protein of 261 amino acids. Lineage: Eukaryota; Metazoa; Chordata; Actinopteri; Perciformes; Sebastidae. The record is from RefSeq and is a predicted model, not a curated record.